CUCAUGUGUCUACAUUUUCAUCCCAUGGCCGUCUCUAGGUGAUUUAGCGCCGCCAGUCUCAAGCAGGUGUCCAACAUGGCGAUCACGGGAAGCGGAUCUCUCGCAAUUUCUUUCUUCGUUUUCGUGAUUUCAGCGGCGUUUCUUCAGAAAGGAGCUGCUGAAACCCUGACAGUCGAAGGUCAGAAUCUGGCAACUGACAACGUGACAGUGAUUGAGGGGGAAACGGCCACCAUCAGCUGCAGAGUGAGGAACAACGAUGACUCCGUCAUCCAGCUGCUCAACCCCAACAGACAGACCAUUUACUUCAAAGAUGUUAGACCUCUCAAGGACAGCCGGUUCCAGCUGGUGAAUUUCUCUGACAACGAACUGCGGGUGUCUCUGUCCAAUGUGUCACUCUCCGAUGAGGGACGCUAUGUGUGCCAGCUCUACACAGAUCCUCCUCAGGAAGCCUACGCAGACAUCACUGUCCUGGUCCCGCCAGGCAGCCCAAUCAUCGAGAGCCGCGAGGACGUGGUCAGCGAGGGGAACGAGACGGAGCUCACCUGCACAGCCAUUGGCGGCAAGCCAGCCGCCUACAUCAGAUGGAUGAAAGGGGAGGAAGAACUGACAGGUGAAACAACAGUUGAGGAGACGUAUGACAGGAUGUUUACUGUCACCAGCCGGGUAAGAUUUUCUGUCACCAAGGAGGAUGAUGGAAUGCCAGUGGACUGCAUCAUUGACCACCCAGCUGUAAAGGACCUCCUGGCUCAAAGACACUUGGAAGUACUUUAUAAACCAGAAGUAAAGAUCGUGGUGACAUAUCCUGAAGGUUUAACCAGAGAGGGUGACAAUCUGGAUUUGACAUGUAUCGCUGAAGGAAAGCCACAUCCCCAUCAGAUUAACUGGCUGAGAGUAGAUGAGGAUGUGCCGCCUCAUGCUGUGGUCACCGGCUCUGAUCUCUACAUCGAGAACCUCAACAAGUCCUACAACGGCACCUACCGCUGUGUGGCGUCCAAUGCUGUAGGAGAGGCUUAUGUCGACUACAUCCUCUAUGUACAUGAUGCUCCCACUACUAUCCCCACACCCACCACCAACCCAGUCAACACGCAAGACUCCAGAGCCGGGGAGGGGGCACCGCAGAAAAUUGACCAUGCUGUCAUCGGAGGAGUGGUUGCUGUGGUGAUGUUUGCCAUCCUCUGCGCGCUCAUUGUUCUUGGUCGAUACUUUGCCAGACACAAAGGAACUUACUUCACGCAUGAAGCCAAAGGGGCGGACGACGCAGCCGAUGCGGAUACGGCCAUCAUCAACGCGGAGGGGGGACACAACAACACAGACGAGAAGAAGGAGUAUUAUAUUUAAACUGGACAGGCCAGGAGAGACGGGUGGGGAUGCUGGUGGUUGUGAUGGUGGUUGUGGUGGUGCUGUAGGAGCAUUGUGUCUAACUCUGAUUGGUUGAAGAUGACUUGAAGGCAGGGAGGGCAAUAUUUAAAGAGAAGGAGAAGAAAGAAAAAGGCGGGAAAAGUUGGACUGACAUGGUGGCCAAGUGGUAAGAAGAAGAGGCGUUGCUGAGUGUCCUAUUCGACCCUUCCUGGACAGCUGGGGCCUAUUCUGUACAGUUCAGUUAUUUUACAGACAAUUUUGUGCCUUGUUCUCUUUCUUUUGUUUGUUUCGUUGUUUUCCCCUCACACGCCGGUUGAAUUGGAUUCGUUUUUUUGUCUGUUAUCAUGUACUCCACUUGAUCUUUUGUUGCAUUUGGCUUCGUCUAUGUGUGCCGCAGCUAGCUUUGAGCUCAUGUACCCAGAUACAGUGUGAUGAGCCUGCUCCUCAGUGCUUUUUUCUUUUUUUUUUCUUUUUUUGGAGCAAUCUACAGAGUUCAUUAACUGGAAUACGGUGUCAACACAUUUCUCCCCGCUGGGUCAAAGUCCAACAGUGCCUGCAAGUUCAUCAGAGGCCCCCCCUCCUCCCCACAUUCCCUCGUACAUGCAGGUCUGAUUGGGUUUCAAGUAUUACAGCGCAGAUUUCCCUCAGCCCCUUUGAGGUCAGGUUCACUGUGUCGAUUACUUAUAUAACAGUCGUGAGUAAUUUUGCUCAUCAUAGAAUGUAUUUGUACAUGAAGGUGAUGUAAAAGUGGCAACCAAUCUUUUGUGGUUUCUGACGAUUAGUCGCUAAGAGGCUUUUGCCCAACUCCACCUACGAUAUCUCGGCAGCUGUAAUGUGCCAUGAUAUACAGUUCUAAGUUCUAUAUAGCCAUUUCUGUCAUUUCUGAUUGGAAUACAUAAAUAAUGAAUCUAUAGUAGAGAGAGAAUAACUCUACACAAUGCCUUUUGCUAAGCUUCAGAUAAGCUUGAUGUCUCUAUGAUAAAUAGAAAACUACAGCCAACAGCCAGCUAGCUUGAGACUUGGCUACCUUGAGCUUCACUGCAGCUUGUAAGUGUAGCUGAUUCUACCCCUCUCCAGUAGUUAUUGACCCAAAAGACUCUGUUUGCAGGUGUUAUUAUGGGUCAAACUUUACAUUCACACAUACACGCCUUACACAAAGUAGGUCCUGCUACACUGAUCGUAACAUUUUAUUUAAAGGUAUUCAUUAGCUGUUGGUAUACCCUGCCAUGUGUCUGUGCGCUUUUGUUUUAAAUAUGACAUUUGUCACCUUUUCAUACCACCCACGUAGUCUACCUUGGACCAAAUAUAAUAAUUAUAGUGCGCUUAUACAGUAUACAGCAAGUAUAGCUUGUGUAAAGCAGAGAGCUUUGCAGCGAGCUUCUCGCUAAAUAACUGACUUUAUUUGAUGGCACACUAUAUUGGCCAGUUAACUGGGAGAUGUUAAAAGGCCUUGAGUUAUUAAUUUUCCAAGGUUUUACCCUUUUAUUUGCCGUAUCUAAGGGAAGAAAGAAUGUUAGGCCUUCAGUGUUUCCUGCCCAUGUAAAAUAUCAAGGCACGUCUCUGUCAAUACAGCACGUGAACAAAAAAUUCACAGCUUUUUUUUUUUUUUUUUUGCCCUUACCCAUACACAAGUAUUGCUGCAAAUAUGAAUGAGUUAUAUUUUCUUGCUGUGUGUUUAGACAUUUCACCUUUGAUAACUUGCGAGGGCUCUUGGCCUUACAAGUUAUCAAAGAUUUGCAGAUAGCUUUAGACUUGGGGGAAAGAUAAUUUUCUUACUGUCAUCCUGCAGCCACAAACCUUCACAGAGGAAGCGUCUACUGUUAGAAAUUUCUCUCUUUUUGUUCGACAACACAAAUCGGCAGUGUGCACGCGGCGCGCGCUUCAUGCCUUUGACUAGAAGAGGAAAAUCCGUUUGGUAAUUAGCGAGUGAUUUCAGUGUAUUGCCUAAAAUACUGGAGGAAAAAAAAAAGAAAUCUGUAAAUGUAUUAUGAAAAAGGAUAACCACUGCCUUAAACCCACCUCUUGAUACUUAUCAUUAUAAAGGAAAAGACUGAAGGACUUAAUUUAGUGCCUUCUCCUUUGAUUUUGAGGCAUAUGGUUAGUAUCAUACAGUAUCCUCAUGUACACUCUUACAGUAUACCUUGUAUAUAUCCGUCCUUUCUAACUUACAGGGCCAAUACUCAUCCCAGUCGUCUGUCCGCGCACCAUAGAGCGGCAUCACAAUUACAACCUGCAGCAUAAAAAAGCUGGAAUGAGUUUAAAGCUGGAAAAGAAAAAAAGUAUUGGCAGCUUCCACUGACUAGAAUGUUGUAUUCCAGGAUAUAGUACUUGUCUUAAUUAAUGACCACAAAAAAAAGUGUUAUUAUCUCAGCUUCACUUCAUUUAUUAUUUAUUUGGAUAUUUUCAAGGACAAGGCUCUGUAGUACUGUAUUAUCAGAGAGGAAUACUGUACUUAAAGCUAUAAUAAGCUACAAUAAAAGUAACUUUUCUGGAUUGUAGUUACAGUGUCAUGGAAACAGUUAUGUGCAUGACCUUUUUGUUUUCUGGGAUUUGAUAUUUAUCUUAAAUGGUGAUUGCUGCUUUUAAUGGGGCAACGUUAAAAGAUCGCCGGAAGCAUCAUUCUAAUUCAGUUUUUGAUUUUGUUAUUUUGAAAUACUUGAUAUUGAGUAUGUUUGUUUUCACUCUCUCAGGUUCAUGAGUGUUAAUAGUUGUGUUUUUUUGCAUCUCAGGUAGAAUGCAAAUUUAUGGCCCCAAGUAUAUACUGUAGUACCACAGCUAUUUGAAAAAGUAAAGAAACCACAGGAUGUACAUGUUUUUCUCAGUUGUACAAGUUUAUGUGUUCUUAAUAUGGUGCACUGUUACAGUAAACGUUAAUUAUUUUGCAUAGACCUAGUUCACAAAGAAAGAAAAACUAGAUUUGUUAAGCAGACAAAAAUGAUGUACAGUCAGUGUCAACAAAAUCACGAUGAUGUUCAUGAAACCUCUUCUUCUUCCUCCUCCUCCACUGUAACAUUUUGCUCAUGCAGUAUCGGUUAUUUAGUAAUUAUAGGAUGUGACCACAGACAGUCAAUCAAGCAUCUGUUUGCAUUCAUAGAUGAAGAUGGUGUAUUUACUGUGACAUGAAGUUUUAUCAACGAUCUGUAACGUCUUGGAUAUUUGGAUGAACUUUAUGUUUAAAGCCUGGGGUGGCGGC
This is a messenger RNA of Pelmatolapia mariae (spotted tilapia), 4552 nucleotides long. It is a transcript of the gene cadm1b, whose product is annotated as cell adhesion molecule 1b. Gene Ontology annotation, biological process: cell recognition; detection of stimulus; susceptibility to natural killer cell mediated cytotoxicity. Gene Ontology annotation, cellular component: synapse; neuron projection; plasma membrane. Gene Ontology annotation, molecular function: signaling receptor binding. The transcript is spliced from 11 exons. Bases 76 to 1338 code for a protein of 420 amino acids. Lineage: Eukaryota; Metazoa; Chordata; Actinopteri; Cichliformes; Cichlidae. The record is from RefSeq and is a predicted model, not a curated record.